Molecule: messenger RNA, 1274 nt
Organism: Aspergillus japonicus CBS 114.51
Lineage: Eukaryota; Fungi; Ascomycota; Eurotiomycetes; Eurotiales; Aspergillaceae
Product: palmitoyl-protein thioesterase family protein
Exons: 2
Coding region: 119-1150 (343 amino acids)
Cellular component (GO): lysosome
Molecular function (GO): palmitoyl hydrolase activity; thiolester hydrolase activity
Source: RefSeq, a predicted model, not a curated record
CGCAACUCACCUUGCUUUACCCUUACCCAGUUUCACCCUCGUCAUCUCCAACAUACUUCUCUUCUCUCCUCUCCUCAUCUCAAGAAUCCCACCCUUCCUCCGAAGGGAACCGACGAAAAUGCAUCUCCUCCAAGCCAUUCUCUCGCUCCCACUCCUCCUCCCCCAAGCCCUCACCUCCCCAACCUCCAGGGCCGCCCCCAACACCCAAAAAGACCUCACCCCGCUCCCGCUCAUAAUCUGGCACGGCCUGGGCGACACCUACACGAACCCCUCCCUCACCAGCCUGUCGGACGUGGUCAACCGAAUCCACGAAGGCACCUACACGCACCUCAUCCACCUGGGCGACGACGCCGCCACCGAUCGCCGCAACACCUUCCUGGGCAAUGUAACCACGCAAAUCGCCGAGGUCUGCGCCCAGCUCGCCGCCGACCCGAUCUUGUCGACGGCCCCCGCCGUCAACGCCAUCGGCUUCUCCCAGGGCGGCCAGUUCCUGCGCGCCUACGUCGAGCGCUGCAACGCCCCGCCCGUCCGCACCCUCAUCACCUUCGGCAGCCAGCAUAACGGCAUCUCCCAGUUUCAGGCAUGUCGCUGGGGGGAUCUGGUCUGUUUGGGGGCUGAGGCGCUGCUGCAUGCUGGGCGGUGGAGUGGGGUCGUGCAGGGCGGGUUCGUGCCGGGCCAGUAUUUUCGGCCGCAGGCCGGGCAACGGCAACAAUCGGAGAUGGAGCUCUACCUCCAGCACAGCAAUUUCCUGGCGGAUGUGAAUAAUGAGCGUGACGUCAAGAAUGAGACGUAUAAGGAGAAUUUGAGCUCGCUGGAGAAGUUUGUUAUGCUGAUGUUUGAGGAUGAUGGGGUUGUUCAUCCCAAGGAGUCGGCGUGGUUUGCGGAGGUGGAUGCUGACGGCGUGGUUGUGGGGCUGAGGGAUAGACAGAUCUACAAGGAGGAUUGGCUUGGGUUGCGGAAGUUGGAUGAGAAGGGGGCCUUGGUGUUUCGGACCGUGCCUGGGAGACAUAUGGAGAUUGGGGAGGAGGUGUUUGAGAGGGUGGUUCGGGAGUUUUUGGGGCCCGUUGAGCUCGAGGUCGGGGUCGAGGCCGGUCUUGGUGCUGAUGGGAGCGAGAGACGGCCGGGGUUGGUUGUGCAGGGUGCGUACUAGAUUUGCGAUGCUCCGAGCUUAAGCUGUAAAUUUAUACAUAGUGUUUUUUAAAGAAUGCUUCGGUAUUGCUCCUGGAUGAUAUUUAUGAUCAGGGUGUACCACACUACCUCCAUUUUUACUGACU